Messenger RNA from Tigriopus californicus, 3675 nucleotides. Its product is annotated as E3 ubiquitin-protein ligase goliath-like. Lineage: Eukaryota; Metazoa; Arthropoda; Copepoda; Harpacticoida; Harpacticidae. The coding region runs from base 1318 to 2535 and encodes 405 amino acids. The record is from RefSeq and is a predicted model, not a curated record. The transcript has a single exon.
GCGGAUUUUAUUCGACCGCCGUCACGUCGUGUCAAGAAAAUCUCCCUUCCUGUCUAUUCGUUUAUUCCGUGUUCAUCGUGGAGUGAAUCCUGGAUCCAGCAGCACAACAGCGCAAUAUAUGUGUAUAUAUAUAUGUCGCUCGCUUCAGCUCCGUUUGUCACCCAAGGAUUCUCACGUCAUCAUCCCCCGUGGCCUUCUCCGUGUAUUCCUUGCUUUGCCAUCUGUAAUUCUAACUAACCACUUGACUCGUUGUCGUCGUCCUUCCUGGGAUUUUACCAACGCCGUGCAACCAUCACUCACAUCUCAUUUCCCCCUUCGAUCGACCCCUUCUGUCAAGUGCCCUUUGUAUUUAGCGGACCCUGCGCCAUACCAGAAGAACCAACCACCCUAAUAGUUGCAUUAUUAGGUACAAAGGAGCCUUCGCCCCCGCCCGACACUCACAAAUCCUCGUCCAAACCGGAGUUUCUCUCUAGACUGACCCACCUUUCUUCUGGUCCAUUCGGGCUGCAGUCCGGGCCAACCCUUCUACCGUCGCUGUUCUAGCCCUCUUGUGGCCUGAGACUCUGUGCCUGACUAACAUUUCCACCCACCCAUCCCGAUUCCCGAGUUCCCGAGUCUCUGAGUCUGGUGGACGUCAGAGAUACGGAGAAAAACCAGGCGGAGCCACUCUCACUUACUCACUUACUUUUCUUAGUCACACAUACUCCAUGCCAAGUCGUUGCGGUGUGCCUCCCCGACCCGACGACUCACUUGGUGGAUGGGGAGUCCUGCCGUCCCCGUGUGCAAGAGGCAUGCCAUGUACGAUUUGCACUCCUACGGACGGACGAGAGGGAACGACGACUACAACAAGUUGGGAUCAAUAGCACUUUGGGCUGCCAAGAGGAAGACGGAGGAUCCAGAGUUGGUGGUGCUCCAGUACUUGUGCUUCGCCUGGUGGUUGAACAAGGGAAGGUAGAGAUGGUUCAAGUGAUCAAGCCAAAGAUAAUCAAGGGAUGAGGGAUGCUGAAAACGGAUUUCCUUCCUCAUCAACAGCAUCAGCAUCCACCACCAGUGUGCAUUGUGUGCUACCUCGUUCCUCGUUUUCGCCAUUUCUGGAAUUUCUGGUCCAGGAAGUGAGACAAGUGGAAAGUGCGACUGUUCGUUGUUCACGAAAAUGAUGCUUCAGUUCGUGCCUCCUCUGUCGUCUUGACCUUGUGCCCAAUUCUCACGUCAAACAGACUUUUGGGGGAGGAAAAUAGGGCGAGAUUGGAAAAUACCUCGGAACGAGUACAACGAGCGAACAUUAGAACAAACAAAAAAUCACUUACCGUCUUCAAAAUGUCAGAUCUGUCCAGAAAUCAUAAUAACAAUUUGAAUAUGCUCACCUUCUGGAGAGUACUAGUGCUUUUCGGCCAGCUUCGUGGUUCCUGGGGAGCCCAUUUUGGGCCUCCGGACCUCGAUGACCGGGAUAGGAUCCUGAGUAACGGUCUCACGGCCUCCUACCGGAUGGCCUACUUAAAUAUAUCCUAUUUGGACUCUGAGCGAAAGCUUUGGCACACGGAACGAACCGAAACGGGUCGUUACAGUAGUGCGGGCAUCCGCGAGGCCACGGGCGUGGCCGUGGAGGUUCUGUCCAGCAACCCAGUGUCCGGGUCCAAUCCGGAAGCAUUUGAUCAAAGUGCGUGCGAUCCCCCGUUUCAGCAUGAUAAGCUCCCGCCGCAUGGCGACCCGUGGAUCGCGAUCGUCAAGCGAGGCAAGUGUACCUUCAACAAGAAGAUCUCCAACAUUCUGGCUUUGGGAGCGGCUGGAAUCUUGGUCUAUGAUAACGAGGAGGGCGGUUCCCUUCAGUCCAUGAAAGUAGAGACCUUCUCCAUCCCGUCUGUGUUCACGUAUCAUUGGAAAGGCCAGGAGAUCUUGGAUCUCAUGAGUAAGAUCGAUAAGGUCUACAUCACCCUCCAAGAGGGCUCAUUAUGUCGCUCCUCGAGGGGCAACCAAAAUUCUUCUACCAUCUACUGCACGCCUCCCUUGUCUUGGGACGACAUUGCGUACAUCUUCAACAAGCAACGCGAAGACAAUCCGUUCCUGAAUUGGAACAUGACCCUCCAGGAUAACGAUAUCUUCUUCAUCGAGAAGCGGACGUCUGUGCUCCUCGUGUCCGUGUCUUUCAUCGUCCUCAUGAUCAUCUCGUUGGCCUGGCUGAUAUUCUACUACAUCCAGAGAUUCCGAUACAUCCAUGCCAAAGACCAACUGGAACGGAAACUUUGCUCUCAGGCCAAACGGGCUCUUUCCAUCAUAUCCACCAGUGUGCUCAAAAAAGAUGACUUGGAGAUGAAAGACUUCUCCGAGACGUGUGCCGUCUGCAUCGAAAACUAUCGCGUGGCUGAUGUGGUGAGGAUCCUCCCGUGUAAGCACCAAUUCCACAAGACCUGUAUCGACCAAUGGCUCCUCGAGAAGCGGACUUGUCCCAUGUGCAAAAUGGAUAUCCUCAAGCACUACGGUCUUGUGGAUGACGGCAAUAGCUCCGACCAGGAGGACGCUGUCAUUAGUUUGGCUUGAAGGAAACAAAAUCUCAAACAGAAGCAAAAGUCAUUCAUUGGUCUCUCAUCAAUACAUCAAUAUCCUCAUAAACCAUUCCCUACCACGUCGUCAAGAGAUUACGAUCAUAAUCAUGAUUAUUAUUGUUACUACUACUACUACUAUUACUACUACUACCACCACCACCGUCUGUUACUCAACCUCAUGAAACUCCAGUUCCUUGGAAUCCAUAUUCCGACAAGGUAAACCCGAAUACUCAGGACUCUCACAAAUCGCCAAUUGGGCAGUCCCGAACCGCAAAAAAUCGUCAAUGGGCAAGAAAAAGGCACUUUACCGGGAGGACGACUACUAUCAUCUCUCAAUCUCCAGUGAACUUCCGUUGUUGUCGUGGUCGUUACACACGGUUUACGUUGUGUUGUUGCCGUUGCUCACUUAAAAGGCCUCUACGUACAAGCAAGACUGACGACGGACGGAUUCACGAUCGGGUGGACAUAGGUACACACAGACACGCACACACACAGUCACACACACACACUCACAGUCAGUCAUUCAAGGUUGCAUGAUUUCCAAGGAUUUGGUGUAGAAUUUUCAGAAAAUUCUUUAUCACGCUUGUCACAUGUGAAACGUGGGACUUGCUUGUAGAUUAACAAUAUUCCAAUUUAAGGGGACCGUUUGGAAGUCCACUUUGUCAGCCAAUGUCGAAAUCGAUCGCCUUUUAAUUAAGCCGGCCUCCACGACAAACUUUCGUGUCACCUAGCAUUUAUUUGUGAUGCACACGAAAUGCACACGGAAUCCUCGCCCUUUCCUUCGCAAUGCCGAGGAAGAUCUGGAGAGACGGCGGAAAAGAAACACACCAUGUGGGAUGAAAAAGAAUCAAUAAAUCACAAGAGAGCCGAAUAAUUGGUUUCUUUUUUGUGUGAUUUAAGGGGCAUUUCCCGAGUUUAGUCGAAAAAAAUGUCUGUGCCAUUCAUGCAGGUUGCAAUCAGACAUCGUUUGUCUUCCUUUGGGUGAACAAGAGCCCCCUUAACUACAGACAUCCUAUCGUUUCUUCAUUACUGCUGGCCUUUGUUCUGUUCCGGAGAUUGUUUGAUGCCUCAUCGAAAAAUUUCAGUAUUCCAUUUAUGUUAAAAAUAAACGAACAUCCUCUGUUCUGGUUCUUAA